GAGUCCGGGCUGACGGAGGACAGAAGCCUGCUGAGGCAGGCGGCGGCGGCAAAAAAGGGAAGAAAGGCAAGGGCAUCGAGCAGCUGGUGGUUGGAUAAGGUCGGGAACGCCGCCAGUGCGGCCAAACACCGCCGAGUGCUCCAGGAGAAGCAGCGCAAACUGGCGGAGGCGGCGUGCGUGGCUCCGCUGUCCCAGCGCGUCACGAUGGCGCACGAACAGGUGCAGGAGCUCAAUCAGAAGCUCGAGAAGGCGGUGAGGCACUUCGAGCGUCUGGUGGAGGUCCUCGGGCAGCAGCGCCAGUGGGUGCAGCAGUUCUCCGACGACCUGGAGGAACGCGAGAAGGUGCACCGCGGCUUGGACAUGGAAUUCAACGCGCAGGUGGUCGACGUGGGCCAGCAGCCGCCCCAGCAGAUGGCUGCGCUCAGCGUAGCGAG
Prorocentrum cordatum is the source of this 434-nucleotide messenger RNA. The record is from the annotation of a GenBank genome assembly. Lineage: Eukaryota; Dinophyceae; Prorocentrales; Prorocentraceae.